AUCUUAGUUUUCUCUCCAUGGGAGUAAAAGGUGCGAAUGAAGUCCCAGAGGAACUUGAUCAUUGGAGUUCGGUUACUAGUAAAAUCUAUCUAAGUCGUUUGCUUACAUUCAAUUUCCUUAAUCAACUCCCGAUUCGUCAAUUGAGCGGAUGCACAAGAUUACAAUCAGUUGAAGUCGCAGAGGAACUUGAUCGUUUGAGUUCGCUUACUAGUAAAAUCUAUCCAAGUCGUUUGCAAGUUACAUUCAAUUUCCUUAAUCAACUCACGAGUUUUGAUUUGAGCCUAUGCAGAAGAUUUCAAUCACUUGAUGAGCUUCCAACAGGUUUACAAGCGAUGGAUGCAAGCAACACCACGUCCCUUGUAUGGAUUUUUACUGGACUAAAUUGGGAACUAUCAAAACAGCUGCAAUGUUUUGGCUGCUCCAAAGUGCUCAAGAAGAAUCGUACUAGUAACCCAAAAAACAAGCUUCUCAAUGAAUUGAUUGCAACCGAUAGUUUUAGUGUUUUCCGCCCUGGGGGUGAGUUUCCAGACUGGUUUGACGCCCUGGUGCUUUCAUGA
Quercus lobata is the source of this 557-nucleotide messenger RNA. RefSeq lists its product as uncharacterized. NCBI's taxonomy places the organism in Eukaryota, Viridiplantae, Streptophyta, Magnoliopsida, Fagales, Fagaceae. The transcript has 3 exons. The record is from RefSeq and is a predicted model, not a curated record. The coding region runs from base 18 to 557 and encodes 179 amino acids.